Messenger RNA from Cydia pomonella (codling moth), 7282 nucleotides. Its product is annotated as lysine-specific demethylase phf2-like. Gene Ontology annotation, molecular function: transcription coregulator activity; histone demethylase activity. NCBI's taxonomy places the organism in Eukaryota, Metazoa, Arthropoda, Insecta, Lepidoptera, Tortricidae. The coding region runs from base 40 to 3198 and encodes 1052 amino acids. The record is from RefSeq and is a predicted model, not a curated record. The transcript is spliced from 24 exons. Gene Ontology annotation, biological process: regulation of transcription by RNA polymerase II; protein demethylation.
GUGGAGAAAAAUUGAAAUUAUUGUCUAUUCGCCAUCAAGAUGGCGUCAUCGAAGGAAACCUAUUGUUUGUGUGGUCAACCAUAUAAUAUUGGACAAUUUAUGAUAGAAUGUGACUGCUGUCGUGAGUGGUUUCACGGCAGCUGCGUUGAUGUUAAGAUAUACCAGUCAGAUGAUAUAGAUAAGUAUCACUGUCCAAAAUGUGCACAAACCUACGGACCGUCAGUGUUGAAAAUACCCACAAACAACCACCGAGCAGACCGCUACGAGCUCGGGGCCGAGACGCGGCCCUCGCAGACCGGCUCCCCGGCCUGGGUGCGCGCGCUGGCCGCGCGGCCGCUGCGGCCCGCCCCGCCGGCGCUGGCCCGGCUGCAGCCCAGGCAGUUCACCGAGGAGUUCGUCCGGGACAAUGGCUUCACCCGGCCAAUCUUAUUCACCACAUCCGAGGGUCUGGAGAUGGAAACCCCGAACCCCGCUACGUUCAACGCUCGUUCCGUGCUCCGGUUCUGCGGAAAGAACCAUGAGGUGGAAGUGAUAGACGUCCGGCGGCAGACCACACUGAGGAUGCCUUUGGGCGAUUUCGUGGAGUAUUUCGAGACCCCCCCUGACUUGAGGGGGGAGAGGGUGCUCAAUGUACUCAGUCUAGAGUUUAGUGAUACCAACAUGGCGCCGCUGGUGGAGCCGCCGGGCACGAUCCGCCGCCUGGACUGGGCGCGGCGCGCGUGGCCGGCGGCGGAGGCGGCGCCGCGGCCGGCCGUGCAGAAGUACUGCCUCAUGUCGGCCGCCGGCUCCUACACCGACUUCCACGUCGACUUCGGCGGCACCGCCGUCUGGUACCACGUCAUGCACGGGGGGAAGAUAUUCUACCUAAUACCUCCUACGUCCACAAACUUGGCCCUCUAUCAGCAAUGGAGUGCUUCCAAUAAUCAGAACGAAAGAUUCUUCGGUGACAUGGUGGAAUGGUACGGUACAGCAGAGCUGUGUGCCGGACAGACGCUCUGCAUUCCUGGCGGCUGGAUCCAUGCCGUGCUGACUCCACAGGACUCCUUAGUGUUCGGCGGCAACAUGCUGCACUCUUACAGCAUCGAGAUGCAGCUGCAGAUCUACGAGAUCGAGAGGCGAGUUGAAACGCCGAUAAUGCUCCGGUAUCCAUUAUUCGAGGCGAUGCAUUGGUACGCCGGCGCGCACCUGUUGACAAUGUUGCGGAGACACAACGAGGAGACGCAGGAUGAAGACUUCACCCUUCAUGAAGUCGGCGCGCGGCCGCCGGCGCCGCUGCCGCCGCUGCUGCUGCGCGGGGUCCGGAUCCUCGCCACCGCGCUCAAGGAGUGGCAUGCGCUGAAGAGUACCGACUCUGCGAAGCGCGACAACGUACCCAAGUGCCUCAAUUCUGGUCAGCUGGUUAGAGAGCUAUGCAAAGAACUACGUACUCUCGAGAAACGAUCUGCCAGCGCAGCAAACAAAGAUAAGGACUUCAAAAUCAAGAACCAUACAUCGCCUAACAAAGCGAUAGCCAAAAAGCAGCCGGCGCCAAAGAAAUCACUGAAACUGACGCUGCCCAAGCCGAUCAUGCAUAUGGCUCAGCCUGACGAAUUUGCGGAGGAAAAAAUAUACGCGGACAAGUUUUACAUAGAGAAUAAAGAAGUCGUGUAUGACAACAGGUAUCCGCAAGGUAUAAAAUAUGCCAACGGCCUCCAGGAAACAAAGUACAUCGUGGAGAGCAAGGAGCACCUGCCAGAGAAAUACACCUUCCAACAUUAUGAAGAACCACUAUACCACGACCCCGCCUACGAUAGACAAGAUAAGAAAAUAAUGAAGAUCAGCGCGUCCCCGCCCCUCGGCUCGCCGCCGCCGCCGCCCUACGGCCUGCCCGACCACUCCAUCCUCAAGUCGCACCUCGUGCGGCCCGACCGCCCCGCCCUCAAGCCCAUACACCAGUGGACCAUCUCCAAGAAGGACCUCGGCUACCAGGAGGAGCAGAUCCUCUUCACCAACGAGAACCUGCAGGCCAACAUGAGGGACCAGGAUAUCAGUUAUGGGCCUGGUAUGUAUUCCGCAGAGGACAUUCAACAAGACUACCAAUACUCAGAGGCGGCUAAACCAGGCUCGUACCAGCCUGAAUACGGGUACCCUACUGCGGCUUAUUCUCGACUCGAAGCUCCGAUGCAGACAGUACAGCAGGCGGCGACCUACGCGCCCAUGGUACCCGAUAUGAACGGGUACCACGCGCUGCCCUCGUACGACGCGGCCAUAGCGCAGCAGUACCCCACCAACAACUAUCAGGUGAUAGAAGAGCAGAAGCCGGCGGCGCCGGCGCCCGUGCGGCGCUCGGAGCGGCCGGCGCGGCGCCGCGUGUCGGCCACGUACGACUACGAGGACGGCGACCUGUUCCUCGACGACGCGCCCGCGCCGCGCCGCCGCAGGCAGCGCCCCAAACCGUACAGCCAACAAUCCAACUCAUAUCGCGCGCCUGCCGUGGCGCCUCCCCGGCCCGCCAACGGCAUCGAGUCCCUCAUCCAGGCCUCCGUGCUGGCGGAGGAGGACCCUCCCGAUCACACUACGGAAGACGCGGCGGUGGCGGUGGAGGGGAUGUUGAGUAUAAGCGAGCGGUACGAAGCUCCGCCCCGGACGUUCGGGCUGGCCAGCGACGAGCCCGAGGCGCCCACGGAAAGCAGCGCGAGCGCGCGCGGCAACAAGCGAGUCCGCAAGCCCGCGCCGCGCGUUGAAGAUCCCCUGGACGACGAAGAUGUCAUCAAAGAGGUGCAUCGAGACGAAGAAUAUGUGUACCCAUCAUUAGAGAUGAGCUCUGACGAGGACGAGGACUGGUCGUCUUCGCGGCGGCGGCGGAACUCCAGGAACAGGGUCGAUUCUAGGUCUAAGGGAGAUAAGGACGAGUCGUGGUCGCCACGUGCACGCCUCGGGAGACUGGUGCCGCGCCUGCGCGGGCCGGCGCGCGCGGGCGUGCGGCGCGAGUGUGUGCGCGCCGCGCUGCACGCCGCCGCGCACCAGCCCGCGCCCGCCCCCGCGCCGCCCAGGAGGGAGCAGAACGCGAAGAGAGCAGUGCUCGCCACAAAAAGUAGGCGGCCCCCGCCGCCAGUACACAAUACGCCAAAUAACAAGAAUUCAAGACUGAAAAAGGGUAUGAAGACGGCCAAACAGCGCCUAGGCAAGAUCCUCAAGAUACACAAAAUGAUAUAUUAGCUUAUAGCUCUAGCCACAGCUACGUCGGCGAUCGGUAUGAUGCACAAAUAUAUUACACCGGUUUUCUUUUCAUGCCAAACUUACUUGUUUUCGUACUUUUUUAGUGUUUUUUUGUGUCUAUUUUGCCAAUGUCUAGAACCUAUGAUAGAGUCAAACCAAUCACUGACUUGGCAGUAACAGAGUGUGGAACUGUGAAAGUGCCACUAUAAUGGUCAAAUUACUAAAGCAAGGACGCUAAACACAAAUAAUUUCGUACAUUGACCCACCUGUUCCUAUCUCGACAUGUCGGAGGGUCGGCAACGCGCAUGUAACACCUCUGGAGUUGCAGGCGUUCAUAGGCUACGGUGACUGCUUACCAUCAGGCGGGCCGUAUGCUUGUUUGCCACCGACGUGGUAUAAAAAAUAUCGCACGCGCGUAAUGAUAUUGCUGUCACGCCUAUGAAGCCGGGCGGUCAGUACCACUGUGCGAGCGGAACAGCAAUAUGUGAUGCGUGUGCGAUAAGAGAUGGGAACAGGUGAGUCAAUGUACCAAAUUCUUCGUCCUUAGCGUCCUUACUUUAAAAAUAUUACGUUUAUAAAUACACGCCCACUUUGUAUGUGUGUGUGUUUUCAUUUUCUCGUGCAAAUUUAGCUUAGAUUCAUCUAAUACACAUUUUUUUGUACCAAGUUAUUUAGGUGUCAGCUUUGCCCAUUAAAGUGCAAUAGUACACGGUUAAGGAAUGACUAUAAUUUAAUGUAGAAUGUUUUAUCUUGUUGACCACACAUGCAUGUUAAUACUGUAUUUUUAUUAAGUUUGAGUGGGCAAAGUAGAAACAUGUGGGCAAUGUUAUUGGUGGCAUACGUUUUAUACGUACGUGUACGUACAUUUUUUUUACAUUUUUAGUGAAAUUACUUAAUUUAAAAAUAAGUCUGGCCGGGACAAUGCAAAAAAACAUAAUAAAUAUUAGAGUUAAAUUCUGUCGACGAAUUUCAAUGUAUUCAUGUCGAAAAGGGCUGUUUUAUUUAUUAUACGUAAUAAACUUUUCGUAUAUAGCUUAUGCAGGACAUAAUAUUCUUUUUUAACAACAUUGACAAUUGAUUUUAUAUAAAGUAUAUCCUCCGAAAACCCAGCCAUACAACUGAAAUUUGAACUCGAGUUCAGAACCAGAAUCUGUAGGAAAUAGAGUUGAUUUUGCGUUGUUUGAAAAUUGAACGAACCAAUGCAAACGCGACUCUGUUCCAAUUGAAUAUGAUUUCAAUUUCAUCGAACUGAAGAAGUACUAUAGGUAGGUCCUUGGGCCUUAGGAGGAUGCUAAUAAACUAGAAUUCAGGAUCGUCAUUCGGGUCAAAAUAUAUUUGUGCAAUAUACCACAAGACGGACAAGUAGGUGUAUAUUUUAUAUAUAAAGUAUGUAGCACGGACCAAUAUUUGUUGUGGGUGUGUGGGUGUCUGUCUGUCUAUGUGAUACCACACUAUCAAAGUUAUACUUUUAAGGAUAUUUUUGACUUUAAUACUUAUUGAUGUGUUUCUGUUAUUAUUGGUUGUUCCGGAAUAGUAUUAAUGUGUGGACUUUAGAUGUUGUCUUCGCAAUUUUUGUUUUGAACAUCUAUAAGGGCGUCCGUUAGGUGGCGCGGUUGCACCGAAGAGAAUUUGAGAUAGAGGUGGAUUGCUAAAGAAAACUUUGUAGCCACAGUAAAUUUACUGCCAUCUUUCGACACAUGAUUAAAACCUUUAGAACGCUAUAUAACUUUGGUUUAUUCUAUCACUGAUAUGUGUUGAAUUUGUUAAAUAUCAAAAAGUGGCAUAGGCCAAAGGUUGUGGCGCCAUCGCUCGAAGCGAUGCCACCAUACUUUUGGCCUUUGAUCUAUUAGAUGGCGCCACUUUUUGAUAAUUAACGAAUUUAACAUUUACCAGUUAAAGAAUAAGGAUCAAAGUCAAAUGGCGUUCUAAAAUUAAUCGUGUGUAGAAAGUGGCAUUAAAUUUACUGCGACGGAUUUUAAAAUGGCACCCGCGAGCGCUCGCCCGCUCCGUGCACCCGCGAGCGCUCGCCCGCUCCGUGCACCCGCGCCUGCUAGCGGACGGCCUAAUGACUUCGAGGCCUUUAUGUAGGUAUAUUUCGCUGUGGUAUGAUUAUAAAAUUAUGUUCAUUAUAAACUAAUAUAAUUAUAUCUUAUUCUUUAAUUACCUGUUAUUAAUAUGUAUAUCAGACAUCAUUCAAAACAAUCAUUUUUACGUUUUGGUCAAAAUGAAGCACUUUGCCAUUACAACAAAAAAAUUAAUAAACAUACUGACUUAAAAAAUUAAAAAAUAUUAAAUUGACAUAAAUAAACAUGGACAUUUUAUACGAAUUCUAGGAAAUAUUUUUUCUAUUAUAAUUAGAUCUGAUUCGUUUUGUAAUUCGCUUUUCUACUUAUAAAUGUGUUAAGUCUAAAUUAUAAAUUGUUAUUUUAGUCUGACAGAUUUACACAGUGGCGACUACUCGCACUUUUGAAAUAUAUUAUUGAAAAUUGAACGAAACAAAACAAAAGCAACUAUUCCAUUUAACUUGCUCGACGCCUUCUUAAAAAAAAAAAACAUUUCUUCCUGUAGCAUUCCAAUCCAGUGAUCGAAGCCAGCACUGGACUGGAUCAUAUCGAUUACAUAAAUUCCAGUAAUUUUCAUCAUCCAGUGAAUUUACGGAAACUGUCACCGGAAACAACAAUUCCUGCACUGGAGUGGCUGUCUACACUAUUCCAGUAGCACUGGAUUGGGUAAGCUGGAAUCAAAAAGCAGACCGUUAAUCCAGUCACUGGACUGGAAUGCUCACUGGAAUAAGUAUACUCGUAUUCCAGGGCCGGUUGACAUUACAGAUGUAGUGCAUAAUUGAUUUCCAUCGUAUUUUCUCGCAAACCUUCGUAUUUCUCAUGCUACUUCAGUCAACCUCAGUACUUUUUGUACUGAGACUGACUGAAAUAGCGAGACACGUUCGUACGUUUCCGUGAAAAUACGAUAAAUAAAAUAAGUAUUAUAUGACAUUAUUACACAAAUUGACUAAGUCCCACAGAAAGCUCAAUAAGGCUUGUGUUGUGGGUCUUAGACAACGAUAUAUAUAAUAAUUAUGCACUACAUCUGUAUUCCAAUUUAAUUCCAGUGCUGGAUUCGAUCACUGGAUUGGAAUGCUAUUGGAAUAGAUGUGGACUCGGCAUAACUUCGAUUGUAUGGGUAUCUUAGACUGACUCUAGUUACUUGAAUUGGAUCAAAUCUGUCAGGCUAAGAAUUGUAUAUUUAAGGUUGACAGCUUAUGUCAUUUUCGCCUUUAAAAUCCACAUGCAUCAAUUUUAAGAGUUUUAAUGUAAUAUAUAAUUGGAUGUUGAUAAGGUCAAUGUGGCUAAGGUCUUGGAAUGAUCUUCUAAAAGCUCGGCGCUUUUAACUCUUGCGUAUGUACAGUCGCCAUCAAAUAUAUCGAAGCGGCCUAGGUGCUCACAAAUAUCUGAACAUUGCCAUGACAUUAGAGUGCGUGUUCAGAUAUUUGUGAACACUGGCCGCUCCGAUAUAUCUGAUGCCGACUGUACACAUACUUCACUUACCGAAGGUCGGUGGAGCAGGAGUGAAGCUCCUGCUUUCUGGCUGUCUGAGCAACAAAUAUAAAUACGAGAAUUGUUGCUCCCGUCUCCGUGUCCGGCCGUCUUCUUACAUUUUACAGUAUAUAUGGUGCUACUUUAUAGCACUAGUGCGAUAAUUUGCACAUUACGUAAUUAGUCCUUUUAAAGGGCUAUACGAUACAUGUGCGAAUAGGCAAUUCGCAACUCGUGUCGAUUUAAAAGACUCCCUUCGAUCGUUUAAUUUAUCGCCACUCGUUGUGAAUUCCCUAUUUUUCGCACUUGUAUCGUAAUGUAUAUGUAAUAUGCCUAUUUUCCCCACAUUGACCUUAUAUCAGAUUUUUGGAGCCUUAAAAUAUUUAAAUAUUAUAUAGUUCAUUAAAACAUCAUUCAUUCAAAAGACAUUAUAUUUUCACACCAAUCCCACCUUGGAAUCACUGUAUGUAAAUAGACUAAAUUACGAAUAAAUUAAAAAAAAAGAUAAAAUUUAUAAAAAAUGUAGAUCGUAAUAAAGUCAAUAAUACUUA